This is a messenger RNA of Megalobrama amblycephala (Wuchang bream), 3054 nucleotides long. RefSeq names its product uromodulin-like. The transcript has 15 exons. The coding region runs from base 154 to 3039 and encodes 961 amino acids. The record is from RefSeq and is a predicted model, not a curated record. Gene Ontology annotation, biological process: neutrophil migration. Lineage: Eukaryota; Metazoa; Chordata; Actinopteri; Cypriniformes; Xenocyprididae. Gene Ontology annotation, cellular component: cell surface; apical plasma membrane.
UCACAAAUAUGUCGUAUGGAAAAUUACAAACUGGUUCUGGUUCCAGUAAUGGUCCACCCAUUUAUUAACACAUAAAAUUGUGAGAGCUGCAGUUCAGUAUCACUGCAUUGAGCUGCUGGACAGAGAAUCUAUCUGAGUUUGCUUUGACUUCAGAUGGCAUUCGUCACAAUGAGGUUUCUGAUCCCACUGUGUGUGUCGCUACUGCUGCUGAUUAAUGAACCUACAACUUCCAGCUCUGAUCCAUGCUAUGAUUAUAAAAGUCUUGAUGAAUCCUGGAGAGACAUACGGCAAAGCCAGUACUCUGGAUAUGAUGACACUCUCGUUGAAUGGAGUGGCUGGUAUCGGCUGUAUUUGAAUGGAGAAAGUGCCCAGAUGUCUGAGUGGUGUGUGAGUGAAGUUGCAUGUGGUGGUGAAACUGGACUGUAUCUCAGCGGUUCUCAUCCUACACUUGAGGAUGGAGUGGUGACCCGUGAAGUCCUGGGAAUUUAUUCAAGUUGGUGGGGGAGGUAUUCCGUUGAUUGUGGCACCUACAGAUCCAAGUCCAUCCAAGUCAAAGCCUGUCAAGGAGAUUAUUUCGUCUAUGAAUUUGUCAAACCCAUCAUAUCAGCUCCCGGGCCUAUGUACUGUGCAGUUGCUUUCCAAAGCAUCAGCAGUGAUCCCUGCUACAACUAUGAGUCUCUGGAUCGUCCUUGGAGAGCCAACAAUGAAAGUGGAGAUAACAUUUGUGAUGACUCUUUCUCCUGGAAUGGCUGGUACCGGCUUUACUACUAUGGAAUGGACACCCGGAUGUCAGAGACCUGUGUUAGUUCAUUCAGCUGUAACACAUACAUUAAUCUAUGGCUUAGUGAUCCUCACCCUCAGAUAGAGGAUGGAGUGGUGAUCAGGGAGGUCUGUGGUAGUUAUCAUUUGGGAGGCUGCUGUGAAUACAACUCAAAACCCAUCAGAGUGAAAGCUUGUCCAGGCAAUUACUAUGUCUAUGAACUUGUGAAUCCACAGCUUGGGUGUGCCGGAUACUGCACAGAUGUCAGCACUACUUCACAGGCGGGUUUCAAUGUGACUCCAGAUAAAAUCACUGGAUCCAGUAUCACCUUGAAUUAUGAUCCGUGCAAUAGCUACAACAUACUCGACAACCAGUGGAGAAGCACAAUCAUUUACUGGUAUACAGACGGAUAUGUAAAUAGACAUGAUGACACUCUUGUAGAAUGGGAUGGCUGGUAUCGACUCUUCAUGAAUGGAUCAAGUGCUCAGAUGCCUGAAUGGUGUAUGUCUCACAUGUCAUGUGGAGGUUAUAGUUCUCUGUGGCUUGGUGGCUCUCAUCCUCGGCUAGAAGAUGGAGUUGUUACUCGUGAAAUUUAUGGCUCCCGUAAUGAUCAGUGCAGUCGCUACAGAUCUAACCCAAUCCAAGUCAAAGCUUGUCCUGGAAAUUAUUAUGUCUACAAGUUUACCAGGCCAACUCUUUCAAUCCCAGCUCCUGUAUAUUGUGCAGUACCUGUCUCCAUCCCAAGUGUCGACCCCUGCUACAACUAUACCAGUCUGGAUGAGCCUUGGAGAGCUACAGACAACUCUUACUAUAAUAACUACUUGGGCAUGUGUGAUUCUAAUGUGGAGUGGAAUGGCUGGUACAGGCUGUUCUACAAUGGUCAAAAUACUCAGAUGCCAGAAUCUUGUGUUAGUCAGUACACAUGUGGCACUAGGGACCCACUGUGGCUCAACGGAUCUCACCCACAGCUGGAAGAUGGAGUGGUCACUCGUCAGGUCUGUGUCUCCUCAUGGAAUGGCUGCUGUACUUACGCUUCCCACGCUAUAAGAGUCAAAGCCUGUCCAGGAAAUUACCAUGUUUAUGAGUUUGUCAAGCCAAUAUUUUGUGGAGCUUACUGUGUAGAAGCCUCAAGUCAGUCCAUCUCAUCAUCGUCUACAACAACAGAGACAAUCGCAUCCAUAGAAUCCAUUACUCCAACAAACACAACUACUGAUGUGAGAGAUCCUUGUUCUGAGCUCAGCUGCUCUGAGGAUGAAAGAUGUGGGAUGAAAAAUGGUGUUUAUGGUUGUUUAUGUAAAAAGGACCAUCACACACCACAACCACAUUCUGACUCUUUUGAAUUAUCAGAAUCCUGUGAAAGCAGCUCUGGCUCCAUGUCUGUGUCUCGCUGUCAGCUCUUUGAGGCUGGUUUUCCAGCUGAUGUCUUACACCUCAAUGAUCCCAGCUGCAAAGGAACGGUCCGGAAUGGCAGAGUGGAAUUCCAUUUUGAUAAUGAUGAACACAUCUGUGGUACAAAUCUUGUGGCUAACAGCUCCCACUUCAUCUAUGAUAACUUUAUUCUGGGGACACCGAGGUCAGAGAAAAUCCUGAAGUUUUCUUUCAGCUGUGUUUAUCCUCAAACACAAACACUUUCCAUGAAUAUGGAACUCAACCCACUGGAGAGCAUUGUGCACAAGACUCUUCCCGCUGGUGAAGGCAGAUAUCGUGUCCGGAUGAUUCCAUAUCAGGAUGAUGAGUUUACCCGGCCCUUCACUGGUGCAGUGGAUGCAGAGCUCGACCAGGAGAUGCAUGUGGAAGUUCGUGUUGAGGGGGUCGACAGCCGCCAGUUUGCCCUGGUGAUGGACACGUGUUGGGCUACACCUGUGAAUUAUCCUGAUUACAGCCUCCGCUGGGAUCUCAUCGUUUCAGAGUGUCCCAAUCCAAAUCAUGACACACUGAAGCUGCUGCAGAACGGCGUCUCGACAUCCAGCCGUUUCUCUUUUGGGAUGUAUAUCUACACUGCAAAAUCCACUAAGCUUUACCUGCACUGUGCUGUUCACCUUUGCCUUCUGUCAAGCAAUCGCUGCUCAAUGGACUGUGACUCUGGACACCAGCGGAGAGAGGGCAGGUCUCUGGACUUCCAUGACAGUGCUUCCAUAUCCAUGGGUCCUCUGAUGUUGUCUGAAGGGAACACAGAUAAGUGGGUCCCAGACCAAGUGAAGGUAUCUGAGGCUUCUUGUCUGUGUGGUUCUCUGAUGGUGUUUCUUGUUCCUCUGAUGAGUGUCCUGACACACUUUUAGUUUAGUGCCACAAAA